GCUGGAGAAAAUAACAAACCCAUGAACGGCUAUUAAACGCCCUUGCCCCCCUCAUCCACCACAUCCACCCACCAACUGAUCGGUGGGACCUUCAUCCACGAAAGGGCCGUCUAAUAUGUAAGUCUGUCUGGAUCUGGUCAUGGCAAACCUCACCGACUAGUGGGCCGGAACCCAAAGCCGAACCCGGCCCCGGCCUUCAGGAUGCCGCGGGGUCGACGGGAAUGCGCUUGGGGCUUGCAUUGCCAAGAUUCGCUCAACGGAUUAUGGGACAGUUCAGCCUUGGGCCAUGUCAUUGACACCACCGCCACCCGGAACGCUCUUUUCCGUCUGCGGGAUCUGGGUGAGCUCCAAGGACCGCCCUCAGCGCCCCGCCUCUCGUCCGAAGGUCCUCUUCUUCGUCCGACCUUAGCCGUGCACCCGCAAUGGGCGGCAUUGGGACUAGUUACGGCGGUGGCGGGCGGUGGGUCGGCCCAGACGCCAGUCGAGCCUGUGUUGGGCGCGUUGUUGGCCGAUGCCUUGUGCUUGGCCGAAGACGGUUGGCGAGUGCCCUUGGGAUGCGCCAGCAGCGACCGCCUCUGCCAUCAGAUCAUUCUCUUUCGACGCGUGAUGCACGCCUUGAAUUAUCGCGGCCACGCGGCCCUGACCGCCGUGAAUGCGGCCACUCAAACCCGACUCAAUCGCCAACGCCGCCGGUUAUCGAAUCCGAGCCCUGUGGGUGAUGGGACCAUUUCGAGCGCCCCGGCUCGCGGGACCCGCCCCGUUACUUCCGGUCAGGAUGCUCUGGUCGAAUUGGGCGUGACCUCGGGCUUGGCUAUGGUGUUUGGCCUCCUCCAACAAAAUUGGCGACACCAAGCGGUGUGUUCGGGCAGUCCGGACCUUUGUAAUGGUGUGCUCGAAACGUUCGUGGGUGUGCUUCAGGGGCUCAAUCCUUUGGCCUUGGCUCAAUCCGCCCGCAUGUCCACCAUUGGUCAACGCUCCCUAGAACAAGUGACCAAUUUCUUAGUCCCUUGCCUUGACCCGGAAAAAACUCGCGAUCGGACCGGCUCGCGUCUUUCGGCCGAGGCCCUGUUAGCCUUAGCCAUUCAAAGGGGUAGUCUAACUCGAUUGCUACAAUGGGCCUUGUCGUGCCUUCGUGUCUUGCAAGCCGGACGUGAAUGUCCCAUAGCCAGUUUCAAGAUUGCGUCCAGUUCGAUUCAACAUGCCGUGGCUCAAAUUAGGACGGUCACCGACCCUGUGCCCAUUGAUGACGAGAGUCACACGCAACGGUUCAGCCAAGUGGAACGCGAUGAGAACGACCUCGUCCAUCUCUACGAUGGCGUGCUCUGCCUUUUUCAAGAGCUUGUGGCUCAAGCCACCGCUUACACCGCCCAUUGUACCACGGAUGGAAAAAAAGGUUCGACUCUAAAGUCAUCCAACGCUGCCAUCCCCAAACUCCGCUCUCGAUCGGUUGGGUGUGAAGUUUUUGUCUGGGGCUCCAACUCCUCGAACCAGUUGGGCGAAGGGUUAAAGGACAAACUAGUGGAUCCCAAAUUGUCAGAAGUUUUUCAAGAUGUUGUUAAAAUAGAAGCCGGUCAGGUUUGUACGUUUGUUCUCCACGGCGAUGGUCAAGUAUCGGCUUGUGGUAAAGGAAGCUACGGUCGCCUUGGAUUCGGAGAUUCUAAUAAUCAGAUGACCCCUCGAAUCCUCCACAUCGGGGGACCCGUGAAGGAUAUCAGCUCCUCUAAAGCCAGCGAUGGGCACACUUUGGCCCUCACAGAAAGAGGGGAAGUGUUUUCAUGGGGCGAUGGUGACUAUGGAAAGCUAGGACAUGGUAAUGCCGCAACGCAGAAGAUACCCAAAAGAAUACAAGGUGCCUUAGAGAACAAUAUUGUGAGCCAGAUAUCGGCAGGUUAUCGCCAUUCAGCCGCAGUUACCGAAGAAGGGCAACUCUUUACAUGGGGUGAAGGCGAUUUUGGACGUCUUGGACAUGGAGACAGUCAGUCAAGGAACGUUCCCACUCAAGUGAAAGAUAUAGGUUUGGUGCGGCAAGUGGCUUGUGGAGCCUCGAACACCUUGGCUCUGUCAGAGGAUUCCUUGACCGUUUGGUCGUUCGGCUCAGGCGAUCAUGGCAAAUUGGGUCAUGGAGAGGUUGCUCGAGUGUAUCGACCAAAGAUUAUCGAUGCUCUUCAAGGGAUUCAAAUUGAAAAGAUUGUGGUGGGAAGCCAAGUCUCCAUGGCGCUGUCUGCCAAAGGCAAGAUUUGGGUUUGGGGUACCGGACCCCUUUUGGGAACUGGUUGUGGAGACUCUGCCAUAUUUGUGCCUAAAAUCCUGGAUGAACUAGCCGACCAACAUGUCGUGGACAUUUCUAUCGGAGACUCCUCAUGUUUGGCUCUGAGCCAGGAUUGCACUGUGUAUUCCUGGGGAACCAAUACCAAUGGUCAAUGCGGAUUGGGCCAUUCCAAUUCUCCUAUCUGUAUUCCUCAGAAAAUCCGAGCUUUGUCAGGAGUACCAAUUCACCAGAUCUCAUCGGGCAAUGCUCAUGCUUUGGCUUGGACAACCCUACCCUUUCACAGGCAAGUGGUCCUUUGGCACAAACCAUUUUGUGCUGAAUUUGAUUCUGCCAAUUUCAAGACAAUGAAGGAACUUCUAACUGCAUUCAAAAUUGGCUGGUGUGAACCAGAGAAUACGGAAAACAUGGAGUCGACUUCCCCAUUUAAAUCAAUGGAUGAUUACAAUUUGUUCUUGUCGGGAGUGAUUCGUAUUUUGUCGUCCCAUUUUAUGCUGGUGAACGCCAGCAACGGAGAAGAAACGAAAUUGGUCGUUGGCGAUAAAGUAGAUUUAGAAGCAGCGCUCUACGGAUUCAUCGAUCAAGAAAACUGUCCAGAUCAAGUUCGGGCAUUGGUUGAAGAUUGCCUUGUGAAAGGUACGAAAUUCUUGAUGGCUCCAAUAUCCGAGCGUAUCUCAAAAGCCUCUGAGCUUUUGCACAUGGAGAAGCUCACCAAAGGUCAGAAUCUUCAUCUGAAGAUUAUUCUCCAAUCCCUCAACGACCCAAUGGUAAUGGGAACGCUUUUAUGUCCAAGAUCACUCCGAGACAAUGGCGAAUUUUCUUCGCGAGUCGAUUAUACCUUGCAAAAGAAUAUUUUUGGAUUUAUUCGUAUCCUGAGUUUGAGGCAAUUCAAAUAUUUUCUCUCCGAUAUUCUCAAAGUGGAAUUGGGCAAUGAUGUUGGCCCUCAAGAUGUCAUCCCACCGCACCAAAAGGCCGAAGAGAGUAACAUCUUAUUUGCCUUGAUAGCCCAGAUAAUUCGACAUAACAUCAACCCUGCUGCAAACGAACUGGAGUCUGAAUUCCUUCAGCGGUGUGUGUCCCAAUUGAACCUCAUUUUGGACGUGUCUGUGGAGCUCUUGGAUUGUUGUCGAAACAUCUUGAAAACGGAAGAUGUUAAUGGUUUAGACCGAGUUCAAGAGUGCUUGUGCCAAUCCUUCUUCCCCUCGUUAUUGAAGACCGUGAUUGUGUCCCUCUUUGAUUUGCAAUCUGCAUUUAAAGACGACUUGCUUGAUAGCGUUCAAAAGGUCCACAAGUCGACUUGGGAUUUGGAGCGAUUGAUUUGCAAUCUCGUUGAUGAAUUGGACUUUGGCGAUUGGGAUGUGUUCCUUGAAAUGCAAAUUACUUGCACCUCAGCUUUGAGCAAAUCUUAUGGCGAAUCACUUUGUCAAACCGUUCAAGCUCAUCUCCUAGGACCCUUGGAGAAUCUCUCUCAGUUAUCCUUGAUUCGAAAUGGGUCAAUAACCCAUUCCAGGCUCUAUUUGCAUGUUGGCCACUCACUUGACAAGAUUGCAGCUGCUUUGGCCCAAUUAGUGACAUCGGAUGAGCUGGAUUUCGAUCAAAAAGUGUUUCGGAUUAAUCGGAAAUGCAUGAGUUGUGGCAUUGCUCAGUCUGAUGACGAGUGGCUCAUUGCUGAGAAUUUNGUAUUGACCGAUAUGUCCUUGGCUUCAACGGUUCUUGGAGAAUUGUAUGAAAAAAUCAGUCAAUGGAAGCAUAUUCCGAAUCAGGAAACAGCCGAAGAUCUCGCGAGCAAUCUCAGUUCGAAUCCAAAGGUUCUCCUGAGCUUUUCCGAAAAACUUGAAAGAGCUAUUGGAGUCAGUUUGUUCUUGGACAUCUACUUGCCCAAACACUCGCCAGCUGCAGAUCGAGAAUUACUUGUCAGAGAGGCGGUUGAACUCUUCGAGCUUUAUGUAUCCACCAAAGAGAGAACCCCAUUGGAGACGAAUGUGGUCGAAUUGACCGAUAUGUCCUUGGCUUCAACGGUUCUGGGAGAAUUGUAUGAAAAAAUCAGUCAAUGGAAGCAUAUUCCGAAUCAGGAAACAGCCGAAGAUCUCGCGAGCAAUCUCAGUUCGAAUCCAAAGGUUCUCCUGAGCUUUUCCGAAAAACUUGAAAGAGCUAUUGGAGUCAGUUUGUUCUUGGACAUCUACUUGCCCAAACACUCGCCAGCUGCAGAUCGAGAAUUACUUGUCAGAGAGGCGGUUGAACUCUUCGAGCUUUAUGUAUCCACCAAAGAGAGAACCCCAUUGGAGACGAAUGUGGUCGAGUAUUUACGAUGUGUUAGACAAUGUCGUCAGAUGAUUUGCCAAGUUUUAGGCGGGCUGCUUUGCUUCGAUCUGGUCCCAUCCAUCGAUACACCAGACGGGAAAACUCUUCCCCCUUUAUCCUUGUGUCUCAAAAGACCUUUUGUCUCCCCAGAGGCUGAAAACAGCAAAGCAAUCGUCAGCGUGUUGGGAAAAUUGAUCAAAUCCGAGUUAUCAAAAUCUGAGAGAGUUGAUGAAACCACGCUUGUAAUGAUUCUCACACUCAUUAUGGUGGAAAUUUCAAAGUCAAAAGUUCCUUUGGAACAGGAGUUUUCUGAAGAGAUCUUCUCUGUAUUGUCCAACGAUAUCGACUUGCGAAUGAUGCCCCGAGCGCAUUCCGUAGCCCAAAAGCUGGCUUAUCACUUCAUUUUAGCGUCAAGGUUCGACUAUUCUGGAACUGGCGGCGAAGGAGAAAAAAUGGCGGCCAUCAUAUCCCGAUUUCUCGGCCGACAACUGACCUAUAUUGAAAGCUCGAGAUCGAACGACGAGGCAUUAGAUUUUCUCCUGUUUCUGGAGUUGUGCUCUUCCAAUUUGAAGAACAAACCGUUCCUCUCGCGUAUUGUCUCCCUCAAUUGGCUGGCAAGUCUGAUCAGCAUUCUCAAUCUGGAGACCUCGACCCUUCGAUUACGAUUGGUGUGCCUGAGUGCCAUCAAAACCGUCCUUUGUGCUCAGGAUGGAAGCAGCUGUACCAAAGACGAACUACUGACCACCGUUAAAACUCUUUUUCAACAAGUUCAUCAAACAAUGUGGCACUCGAUGCACACGCCGUCGGUUCCUUGUAUCCACGUUGGCUCAAAAAUGAAGCUCGAUUUCAACGUUGACCAAAGCUGUUUUGUCAAUCUCGAAAAAAAUGGCUUGGCCGUUCAUAGUCCCGGGGGGCGUGGAUAUUGCCGUGCCCAACAGGGCUUUUCGGCUGGAUGCGUCCAGUGGAAUUAUACCAUCGUCAAAGAAACGAAAGGCAACGAGGCCACUUGUAUUGGAAUCGCAAUCAAGGAAGUCAAGGAUUUCAAUCAUCGCACGACAAAAGACAUGUGGCUUUACCGUGCAUAUUCUGGACAUCUUUACCACGGGGGAGAAUUGAGGCAAUCGUUGCCUGAUUUCACACAAGGAGACACUGUUACCGCCUACUUGGACAUGGAGGAUCGAACCCUAAGCUUCGGCAAAAACAAACAGCCGCCCCAAUUGGCAUUCUCGAAUUUACCCAUGGGGGUGGAAUUGUAUCCGUGCGUCGUAUUUUAUUCCUUGAAUCCCGGCGAACGGGUACAGAUCAAUGAGUUGACGAGGUCCGUCAAGAGUUUUGAUAUGGUCAGUGGGAAACCUUUCUGCUCACCGGAUUCUGAGACCUUGGCACAAGGAAUAAUCAGUGUCCUCCAAGACACUUACAUCAAGAAAGGCUUAUGGCGGUCAUCCAUCCAGGAGUACCUUGAAACGACCUUACUCUCAAGCCAAGUGACAGAGGGCAUCGUGGAAGUCCGAGGUCUAUUUCAGACUUUGGGCGUGGGCUCAACGGAUAUCCUGAUCAAAUUAGAAGCCCUAACGGGAAAAGUGUUUGGGUGUUUGGCGUUUCUCUCAGCCAUUGACACAGGCCUGAGAGUUGGGAGCAUCGUAGAAUAUGGCCCGAACGAUCAACAGGGUAUUAUCUUGGGGUGUCCUGUUAAUUCGGCCCCAAACGUCAAGGUGUUUUGGACACGAGAUCAGUCCCACAGUAUCAUUAGUCCUCAGACACUCUUGAAAGAAGGCAAGCUCUUAAACUCGUCUGCCAUCGAGCUUCACGUGGACAUAUCGUCCACAGCGAUGGCCGUUAUUCAACAGUUGUCGUGUCUCGAUGUUAGUUCCCCAGACUUUGGAGCAUUGGAUCUUUGGGGCUUAAUUGAUCAAAUGGAUGUGAAAUCUUCCGCAAAGGUUGCCAGUCGCUUGCCCGAAUACGCUAGUAGGGCUGGCUCGAACCUGCAUCGGCCUUCUCGUAAGUCCCAUCCAAGCAGCGCGUGUUCCCAUUCAAGUGCGGAGCUUUUCAGUGAUCAAUUGGUAUCGUCCAUUUUGAGCGAGGUUCGUGAAAGUGCCUCCCGCAGUCCAUGCAGAAAUCCAUCCAUUGUUCGAGUUGACAAUCUUUUCAGCGAAGACUACGAUUUGGAUGACAUGUUAUCGGAAGACAACUCGAACAGAACUGCUCUUCAACAAGCUCUGACCAUUCCCGACCUAGAGGAGGCAUUGCUGAAAAUGUUGUCUCUUCAACGUUUGGCUUCAAAGAGCGUGAUCAAUCUGAUGAAAGCGCCCAACCAAAGCGAAGUUGAAGAAACCCAAAAUCAAAGUUCACCGGAUCGAUUCCAAACCAUCCCGUCGACCGUCUUCCAAGAUGUUUUGAAGAACUUAGAUCUGAUCAAUCAAUGCUCGACAUCAAAUUUCACGUUAUUCUAUCAUGAAGAUGAGUACAAUCGUGCCAUUGCCAUUUGCAAAAGCAACGCCAGCAGCUCGUCCAAGGUCAUGCAUUGUCGCCCAACCAAGCCGAUCCUAAUCAACACCCGUAACACGUCCCAACUAUCUAUUCUGGCAGGAGAAGAUGUUACGAAUGUGCCCAUUUUCAGACCGCUGUUUGAAAUGGGCUUCACGAACUCUCAGAUCUCGCGUGCCAUGACCUCAUUGGAUAUCAAUGGCUACGACACGAGCGCCCGCACCAUCAACCGUUGUGCCUCCUGGAUGAUUGACAAUCCUCCGUCAGACUUGUCUCCUCACGCCAUGGAGAGACUGAUAUCGCGCACUCAAGGCGGAUCGGCAGCCAUGCCUGUACGGCUUUGGCCUGAUAUCCGAGACUUUUUUAACCUGGGGCGGGGCAGCGAGAGGCGAGGCGAUGGAAAUUCGGCGCGAAGCAUGGGAAGAGCCUCAGGUGCCAUUCGCCGAAGACUCCGACGAAGAGGUUCGAACCCCGAUUCGGACUUGCCUGCGAGCGAAUCUACCUUUGGAAGUGCAGUGACCACGCCCACGGAUUCUAAUGCCAACAACACGUCACUCCCAUUUUCGACUGUGAGCCUCCCAGCUGCAACUGAGCCUUGGGCGUCUCCAUUCCGAAGUUGCUUCAGUCCAAGCCGAACUCGUCGCCGAGACGUGCCUGUAUGUGGGAUCUGCUUUGAGGAGAUCCAAUCUGACCAAGGUUCAAUUACCCAGCAUCAGAGGGACGCUCACCCGGGUUGCCUCAAGCCCCUUGAUAACGCUAUUUGUGGUGGUCUGUUGGAGGAUAAGUAUGUCCUGUGCCAGGAUUGCAUCGUGCAGUAUGCAGAGAUUACUCACUCGAUGCCGGCAUCGGAUAUUUUGGCCACCUCCCGACACGCAAGUGGAGAUCCAAGCGGGCCCUCUUCACUCACAUCUUCCAAUCGGAACUCAAGAUCCGAAACGAGCCCGGCGUAUGUGUCCAACCCAAUGACCCCUGAUCUCGUUGUAAAUGAGGAACUGCACAUCAGAGAAAAAUCCAACGUGGCUCCAAAUCGAGUAAUCGAAGAAGAAGGCGUGUCCGAACUUAAUGAAAGCGAACUGGCUUUGGAACUUCAGAUUAAUUUGGCCCAAUUUUUGCACUACACAUGUCCCGUAGACGACGACAUGAAUGAAAGACCAUUGCUUACCAACGAUCUCCGUGUGCCCAGCAAUGGCAUGGGUCAAAAUCUAUUGGAUUCGGACGAAUCUUUGUAUUACCAAUGGAAGGAUUGCCAAGCGGUGAGGCUGAAGGCCAAGCCCUGGGACCAAGGAGCCCAUAAUCGUAUUACGCCUCCAUUGGCCACCCCAUUAUGGUUUCAAGCUCACCACCUUUCAAGCAGGAGCGAUAACAUCAUUGCAUUGGCCCAAUUACAAAGAAUGAUUGCUCUUCAAGCGAGAUUCGAUCUGAUUUUCCUGUGCCUGGAGUGUGCAGCCUCAUGGGCACAACGGGGCCACUUUCGUCGUGGAGGAGAAAUCUUGUCCAACUGUGGAUUGAAUGACGUCCGAUUAUUGUAUGGUCUUUUGAAAAGAUUGGCCAGAGUUGAAGCCGAAACUUCAUUACGAUGUGAGCUCACAAACUCAGGCAACCAUGGAGAAACCAAUUCAACUCGUGGAGAUGACCUGCUCCACGCCAAUUUUCUCAAUGUUCGACCUAAAGUGGAGGCCGCUCUCUUGGCGUUGAGAUGCCUACUUAGGAGUAAUCCCUCUGAUGUGAGAUUUGCAUCAAACCUUGUUCUCCAUAACUUGACUCGCUGGGUCAAGCUGGAUUAUUAUGUGGACAACCCAGACGCUUGGUUGUUGAGGAAGAAUGCGUUCGUCGAUCAGCGAAUCCUGGAAGACAUCUUGGAUUGUGUCCGAGAUGAUUUCGCAAAUUCCUUUUCAAUUGGCGACAAGAAAAAGGAAUGCCAUCAACAGCAGAGCGCCACAAAUCCUGAUGAAUUUGAAUUGAGUCAAGCCUACUUAGAGAUGGACUCAUUGAUCUGCGAGACCAUGGCCACGUUACUUCUGGACUGGAAGUUGACCACCAAAUUACGAUUUUGGGCCUCCAAGAUACUGCUUCGGAGUAUUUCCAAUCGCGUCAAUAGCAAUCCGCCGUUUAAAAAUGUGGACCAUGCCGACUAUCAAAGAGCUCUGCCCGCCCAACAUUACCAAAUGGACGAAUUAAGUCUGAUCAACCCAAUGGCCAUCACUUGGAUGACCACCAAAUGCGACCAUAGCCAAGCAAUGUGCUUGGAGGCGAAUGGCAAUGUCUAUUUCAUCAGCUCUGCAGGAUCAGAGCGCGUGGUUUCAUUACUACCCGAUGCCGAAGAGUUGUCCAGGCAUCCCGUCCGAGUUUGCGAGUGGUCACCGUGUCAAAACCGAUUAGCAUUUGGCUAUGACAACGUGCUUUGCAUUUGGCACAUCCCUACCGCCGAGGACAACUAUACCGCGCCUCGAGGCCGCGAUAUGGACACACUCAUCCAAAUGAGCUCAAUUACUGCCAUGAAUUGGAGUGAACUCGGCUCAACGUCUGAUACGAAAAGUGAUCUUUUACUCGGACGGGAAGACGGAACUGUUGCAAUUCUCUUUGAAGGCGAUGGAAUACGAGACAUGCCUGCCGUGACCAGAGUUCGUGUGUCUGUUCGAUCCGUGGUGUGGUUGAAUAAUUCGGACGAGGAGCAGAGUUUCUUGGUCGCCUUUGAAGAUGGCAAAAUUGUUUUGGGGUCCCCAUCCAACCCGGACUCGUUCAAACAAAUCCAAACAGAUGAGGAUAACAUCCAUCAAUUUGAGCUUUGCGCCAACCAUCUGAUCCUGGGGGUUUCCGCUCUGGACCAAAAGUUUGUCUCCAUCUGGGGCCGCUCCUUGGGCGAAUUUGCGUGUUCUUCCACCAAACUUCCGCAUCCCAGUGUCGUCGAAGUCAUUGCGUGGUCGCCUUUGAUAAAGGACAAGGUUCUUUUGGCUGUCGGACAAAACGACGGGGGUAUUGCUCUCUGGCAAAUCGAUUCAUCUGGCUUUGGCAAGCCCGAGCAUGUGCAAUUACUCUGGGGUCACCCCUAUCAAGCGUUGAAACUCCUCAAAUUCCAUCCUGACGAAAACUUAUUGGCCUCAGUCUCCCAUCAAGGCUCAAAAUCUCUGCUGAAUGUGUGGUCCUUGAGUACGGGUAGUGUGAUCCAUACGGAUCAGUUUGAUCAAGACAACAUACGAAACUGCGUUUGGGUGUUGGACCGAAAUGAAUGUCGACUUCUUGUAUCAUUCGAAACCAAAAAGGCUGUUAUCAAGAAUAUCUUAUUCCCAAGUCAGUGUUCGAUGUUCAACCUGAAAAUUGCGUCUGGAUGUCGAGCCGCUUUGUUGGGAAAGGGUGCAGAUGUUCUCUACCGAACACCAAAUCUCAGACAAUUCUUUUAUCAUUUGGGAACUUUCUUGCGGGAGCAAUACGCUGAAGAGAUCGAGGACAUUGACAGGACCGUCAAGUACUCCAGGUUCCUUCAAGACUUGCUCCGCCUCGUUGUGGAGUUGAACUUGGAUGACGUUUUCAUUCAAAAUCCCAUCAUCAAGCCCAUGCCAGGCGCAAUCAACAAUGUGCUCUGUGAGGCCGUAGAUUGGGGAUGGGUCUUGGAUUACAUCUCUUCUCUCCGAGCUCUGAAGGCCUUGGCCGUGCGCAACAAGACCAACAUUGCCAACUUCCAGUCCAUCGCCAACACAUUCCUUCAAAACAGUGGCGAACGAAUCGACCCGAACUUCGAGGUUCCCAAUGAAAUGAUCAGGGUCCCUUCCUUAGAUCUAGAAACCAGCCACAACAACACCAUGACGUUAUCUUCCGUGUCUCCCACGUCCGAAGAAGGCGUAUCUUCCGUCACUCAAUCGGAGGCCACCUCGAUCUCGUCCCAAAGCGAUUCGAGCAGCCUUCUCCUCGAUCCCUCGGUGGUCUGGACGAUCGACAGUGAUUGUCAGUUGAUGCAAUGGGCCACGGAAUUCCCCACCGAUUGGCAAGUAGGUGGGAAAUGCAAAGCGUAUGGAUUUGGAACCGGCCGAAGUGGACAAUUGUCCGAAGUGGGAAGCAUCGCUGCCAAUCCAACAGAGAUCCCCUCAUUCUCAGAAGCAAGGCAAGUGAUUUGUGCUUUGAAUUGCACCUUCAUCAUCCAUUCCAAUGGUUCCUUGUCGGCUUGCGGGCAGAAUGAAAACGGACGGCUUGGACUGGGAAACUCGGAGGACCAGCAUGUUCUGGCCUUGAUUAGUGCUCUCAAAGGUUUCUCAAUAUGCCAAUUGGCCUCGUCCAAGGGGGGCGAAGGGCACACUCUAGCAUUGGCCACGUCAGGUGAGGUAUUUUCGUGGGGAGAUGGAGAAUGGGGGAAACUAGGGCACGGCAAUUCUGAUCGAGUCCGACGUCCUCGACCCAUCACGGAUCUGCGUCAUCGAUAUCAGAUAGCAGGCUCAGAUGUCGCAGACCUGGCCUCGCACGUCCGGUUUGUGGCCACGGGAUUUCGCCAUUCAGCUCUUAUCUCGAAAGCUGGCCAUCUGUAUACAUUCGGGAAAGGGGACACUGGAGCUCUCGGCCACGACCAAUUGAUGACACUCAAGCAGCCACAAUUGGUAUCUGACUUGCGAAGACACAAAAUAGGAUUUGUGGCUUGUGGAGCUACUCACACGGUUUGUGUGUCACAAGACGGUCUUCAAACUUGGUCUUUUGGCCUGAACGACAAUGGUCAAUUGGGCCAUGGGUUUCGGGUCCCAGGUGCGUGUCCCAGGCCUAAGAUUAUCGAUUCGUUGAAAGGUCUUCAAGUGAAGAAAGUGGCCCUCGGUGACGGGUUUUCCGUAUUUCUCACGAGCAAAGGUCAAGUUUUCAGUUGUGGACAAUAUCAUACGGCGGGAUUGCCGGAAUCCCUAGCCUCACUUAACAAGCCAACUCAGAUCCCAGCCUUGGAAAGUGUUCUCAUCAUAGACAUUGCAGUGGGCGGAUACCACGCCUUGGCUUUGAGUAACAAGGGUGAAGUUUGGGUUUGGGGUAAAAACAACUUCGAACAGGCGGGCCUCAACACGGCAGAGCCAUGGAUCCUCACCCCCCAAGUCAUCCCCGAACUUUCGGAUAAGUUCAUUCUUCAGGAAUCUUAUGUGGGAUCGCCAUCAGAACGAAGAAGCCCAUUGCCCUCAACCUGGCGCCCUUUGUAUGGAAAUUAAUUGUGGGAAGUGAAAUUACAUGGAACGACCUUGAAGACGUGGACCUGAACUAUGCCCGGAGUCUUCUUGCUUUAAAUGACCCCCAUCUCUUGGAAAGUCAUCUCCCCAAUGAUCAUUUUGAGGGCAUCUCUUUUGAGACUUUGAUCACACGCACCCGGUGAUAAUUUGGCUUUGGGACAUCUUGGAAUCGUUUUCUGAUGAGGAGCGCGUUCUCUUUGUGAUCUUUGUUUCGGGUCGCUCUCGUCUCCCCAACAACCCCGAGGAUCUGCCUCAGCGCUUUCAAAUCCUACGGGUAGAUAAACCUGAGAAUGGCUUGCCCACGGCUCAAACGUGCUUCUUCCAACUUCGAUUGCCGCCCUUCACCGAUCGGCAAACCAUGGAGGAGAAGCUGCGUUAUGCCAUUUACAAUUGCCGAUCCAUAGAUAUGGACCAAUACAUGUUGCGGAGAGACAGUAAUCCAACGGCGGCUAAACCAAGUUGAGACGACGAGGAUGAAGACGAUAUUCAAAUGCAUCAAUCGACAUGAAGAGGCCAUUCGAGAAAGUGUCUCUAAUUUCAUGGAUCCAUCCAUCCAUCCAAGCUCAGUUCUCGACAUUCCGUACGUGGAAUUUAUUUUAAUGUAGUAGAUAUCCUAGAUUCCCCACCCCGACUCACCGCCAUACCUAAUCUCACCCUUCCUCUCCUUGUGCCACCCACGCCUUGGCCUGGCUUUAAUUCUGAAAAGAAAUUGUCCGUUGUCAAAUGCAUCAAUGCAAAAUAUGUAAAUCUACUUCGUGUGUUUUA
Molecule: messenger RNA, 13002 nt
Organism: Tigriopus californicus
Lineage: Eukaryota; Metazoa; Arthropoda; Copepoda; Harpacticoida; Harpacticidae
Product: probable E3 ubiquitin-protein ligase HERC1
Molecular function (GO): ubiquitin-protein transferase activity; protein binding
Source: RefSeq, a predicted model, not a curated record